Molecule: messenger RNA, 1581 nt
Organism: Thamnophis elegans (Western terrestrial garter snake)
Lineage: Eukaryota; Metazoa; Chordata; Lepidosauria; Squamata; Natricidae
Product: serine/threonine-protein kinase MRCK gamma-like
Biological process (GO): actomyosin structure organization; peptidyl-threonine phosphorylation
Cellular component (GO): cytoskeleton; cytoplasm
Molecular function (GO): protein serine/threonine kinase activity; ATP binding
Source: RefSeq, a predicted model, not a curated record
GCCAGCAUGUGCAGCCCGCUGGAGCGGCGCCUGGCCGGGCUGCGGGCUCUGCUGGGGGGCGAGGGGGCGGCGGGCCUGGAGGGGCUGCUCGACCUCCUGCUCUGCGUCCACCAGGAAUGCAGCGCCGCCCCGCUGCGCCGCGAGAGGAGCGUCCAGCAGUUUCUGGAGUGGGGUGACCUCCCCGUGGUUUCCCGGGUGAAACAGCUGAGUUUGCGUCGUGACGACUUCGAGAUCCUGAAGGUGAUCGGGAGAGGAGCCUUUGGGGAGGUGGCCGUCGUGCGAAUGAAGCAGCGGAGGAAAUCUACGCCACUGAGAGUCUGACACAAGUGGGAAAUGCUGAAGAGAACCGAGACGGCCUGUUUCCGAGAGGAGCGGGAUGUCCUCGUGCAUGGAGAUCGACAGUGGAUUACCACGCUGCAUUACGCCUUCCAGGACGAGCACUAUCUGUACCUGGUGAUGGAUUAUUACGCCGGAGGAGACCUACUCACUCUGCUGAGGAAGUUUGAGGACCGGCUGCCAGAAGACAUGGCCUGUUUCUACCUGGCGGAGAUGGUCCUGGCCAUCCAUUCCCUCCAUUCCCUCCAAUACAUCCACAGGGACAUCAAGCCCGACAAUAUCCUGAUUGACACCAGCGGGCACAUCCGCCUAGCGGACUUUGGUUCCUGCCUUCGCCUGGCUCCGGACGGCACGGCGGAGUCAUCGGUGGUGGUGGGCACCCCCGAUUACGUCUCCCCAGAGAUCCUGCAAGCCAUGGAGAACCGCAAGGGCAAAUACGGCCCCGAGUGCGACUGGUGGUCACUGGGCGUCUGCAUGUACGAGCUUCUUUUCGGGGAAAAGCCUUUCCACGCCGAGUCCCUGGUGGAGACCUACGGCAAAAUCAUGAACCACGAGGACCACCUGCAGUUUCCUCUGCAUAUCACCGACGUCUCAGAGAGUGCCAAGGACCUGAUCCGCAAGCUCUUGUGCCGCCAAGAAGUCCGCCUGGGCCAGAAGGGCAUCGAGGACUUCACGCGCCACCCCUUCUUCGAGCGCAUCGCCUGGGAGGACCUCCGCAACAGCCCUCCCCCCUUGGUCCCCAAGGUAGCCAGUCCGGCCGACACUUCCAACUUCGAUGUCGACGACGACACCCUCAAAGAAGCGGAGACGCUUCCACCAAUUUCCCACGCUACGUUCUCAGCCCAUCACCUCCCCUUCGUUGGAUUCACCUACACCUCCGGGAUGUGUGAAAAUGUGGAGCCAAACAGAGGAGGCCAAGCAGCCACGAGCAGCAGCUGCAGCCCGUGGCCUCCCAGUGACCAGGUGGAUUCUCGGGGCAACGACGGCUUGCACCCCGGACCAGGGAGCUGCACCUCCGAAUCCCACAAAGCCACCUUGGCCAACUGGGGGAGUGAGAUCGACAACGUUUUGAAGGGCGUGAGCAAUAUGAAGAAGGCCUUUGGGCGCCUGGAGGCCAUGGCAACUGAAACGAUGGAGGAGAUGGAGGCCCUGAAGCGGUUAGCGGCGCAGAGUCCGGGCCCCAACACUCCGCAGGUCUCGGAUUCCAGUCCCCCGUCCAGCCCAAGGAGCACCAGCACCACAUGA